This is a messenger RNA of Etheostoma cragini (Arkansas darter), 1929 nucleotides long. RefSeq lists its product as uncharacterized. Bases 434 to 1699 code for a protein of 421 amino acids. The transcript has 5 exons. The record is from RefSeq and is a predicted model, not a curated record. Lineage: Eukaryota; Metazoa; Chordata; Actinopteri; Perciformes; Percidae.
GCAGUUAAGCAUCUAUUGGAUUUUAGGAAGGGAUGUGGUCACAUACCUACAACUAGCUUUCCAUUGACUUUACAAGGUCCUGCUACUUGCAGAAAUGUGACGAUAUAAACAUUUACGCGAAUAAUGCUGACACAUUAAAAAGCUCAUUUUGCGCUUUACUCUCCAGACACACACCGUACUUAGAGAGAGAGAGAGAGAGAGAGAGAGAGAGAGAGAGAGAGAGAAAACGCUGCAACAACUCAACUUGCAGCGGAGAGAGCGGAGAGGACUCAUGCGGCUGGCAAGUCUCGGCUGGUUGGUUUGGCUGUGUGCAUGAAUGUAAAGCUGGCUGCUCUCUUUCGGUGAAUGCAUAGAUGAUGAGGGGACGUUCAGCUAAUUGAUAAGGGAGGAUACAGCUGCUGGCACACAUUACAAUAUAAUUCCUGCGUGCGGUAUGGACGGGUUGCACGCAGAAAAUGCUGUAGUUGGCGGCAUCGGGGAAGACUCGGAGGAGAGGUACCGCGCUCUAGCCUAUGACACUGCUCUGAGCACUUUGGUGGCAGUGGCCGUGUAUGUGGUGGUAAAAGUGAGCCUGGACGGCUUUAGACAGUGGCGGGCCAGGAUCUCGGUGCUCAUCGUGGGUUCGGGACCUGUAGGGCUGACGGCCGCGCUAGUCGCUGUCCGCUCCGGUAAGGUGCUGAAACUGACCGUGCUGGAUGAGAGGUACCGGACUGCCCUGCUCUGCCGGCCCCAGCAAAUCGCCCUGGAUCCCCGGAGUGUUAAGUUUCUCCUGGGACUUGGGGUUGACUUUGAUAACAUGGAGGGCUGUUGGCACAACGAUCAUUUCUUCACCAGGAUAGGCGUGUUUCAGGAGUACCUGCUGAGCAUCUUGGAGCAGAAGAAAAAGAAGGUGGACGUCAAGGUGCAGCUGGGAACCAAGUUUACAGAGGAAUACCUACGGCGGAUCCCUCGGAAUGAGUGGCCACGUGUGAUAGUGGUGGCUGAUGGGUCGUGUGGUGAAUCCUGCUCGGUGCUGGGCAUCAGCUCUGACUACACUGUGGAGUCCUGCCAUGCCUAUGGAGCCAAUGCAACUAUAGAGAGACUAGAUCAGAGACAGGUACCCACUCCUGAGAUCCGUGCCCACAGCCUAUACUUCGACCUGUCUGCUUACGGAGUGGAGGCCCCACGAGAGCACCGAAAUGUCACGGCCAAACCUGGCUUCCACUUGAAGAUAUAUGGCACCUUCAGAAAUCGCUACAUGGCACUUGCAUGCCCCGCCUCUGACACAAAGAUGGUUCGCUUCCUCAGGCACACACCCAACUCCUCUAUCAUGAAGAACAUUUUCCACCAGUCCUUCAAUGUCUAUAAGACGGACAUAGAGCCCCGUCUCAACGACGUGACUCUCCACCACAUGCAGUGCAGUCGCCGUCUUUUUGAGAUUCAGUUAUCACACCGACGCAUCAGUGCUGCCUACAUAGAGGGGGACAAUGUGGCGGUCACUGUGGAGGGGGAGGCGGCACGCGUCCUCAACUUCGACACAGGUUGUGGGGUGAAUCUAGGUAUGCAGGGUCUGGAGUCCAUGGGGACGUUCAUUUACCAGACAGCCACCGCAGUGGACCAGAAUGAUAUUCUAGAGGCACUGUCGGCUAAGAUGCAACACUCAAGACAGGUGGCUGAGACCUUCAAACUGACAGACCUGGCUCACUCAAUGUAUGAAUGAAACAUGAUGCUGACCUGGUAAAUGCAUAAUGCCACCGAGUGGAAAGAGGGGGUUGGAUUUUUUGUUUUUAUAAUAAGAGCUGUUAACAGAUGGAUAAUGGAUGUAAAAUGUAAGUCUUUGUGACAUAGAGUGAGUGGAUCUACAGUAUCAGCAAUGGACGGAGGGAGAAUAGCCAAGGCCAAGUUUGGUACAACACUCCUGAGGCUGUUCUGAUUUUUAGGUUGUUUAGG